Molecule: messenger RNA, 1089 nt
Organism: Chenopodium quinoa (quinoa)
Lineage: Eukaryota; Viridiplantae; Streptophyta; Magnoliopsida; Caryophyllales; Amaranthaceae
Product: heat shock 70 kDa protein-like
Exons: 8
Coding region: 1-1089 (362 amino acids)
Biological process (GO): cellular response to unfolded protein; protein refolding
Cellular component (GO): cytoplasm
Molecular function (GO): ATP binding; misfolded protein binding; heat shock protein binding
Source: RefSeq, a predicted model, not a curated record
AUGCCUGUGUUCGUGGUUACUUACCGUGGCGAGGAAAAGAAAUUUACACCUGAGGAGAUAUCCUCAAUGAUCCUCAUGAAGAUGAAAAAUAUAUCCGAGGCUUUCCUUGGUAGCACUGUUACGAAUGUUGUUGUCACUGUGCCAGCAUACUUCAAUAAUUCACAGCGUCAAGCAACCAAAUUGCAGGGCUCAAUGAAGCAUAAGAAAGAUAUCAGUAAUAAUAAUAGAGCUCUUGCUAAAUUAAAGGCUGCUUCAGAGAGAGCUAAAAGGAUUCUUUCAAUGAACUUUCAAACUAUUGUUGAGGUCGAUUCUCUUUUUGACAACAUUGAUUUUACAUCGACCAUAACCCGUGCACGUUUUGAGAAUUUGAAUAUGGAUUUGCUUAAGAAGUGUCUGGAUACUGUAAAAGUGCUUAGAAGAUGCCAAGAUAGGAAAGGACGGAAAAUGGUCGGUUCCAAAUCUGUUUCACAAGAAAGUGAAAAUGAACCAAAAAUAUUUAGCAUAUCUUAUGGUUCCAUUGACACAUUUGAUGAUAUUCUCCAAUUCAAGGGGAUUCACUACGUAGUUGAUAAGCUUAGGAAGCUUUACAUAAUGUCUUUUACAGCAUUUGGAAAGCUUGAAAUCAUCAUCAAUGAAUUGUCAGGUCAUACUUUUGAUUUGCAGAAAUAUAGAUUGAUGCUAUUGAUUAAAGAAUUUGGGGAACUGAAAGAUAUAACAAAGGCUUUAGAUGAGCAGGAUUUCAUGCAUAAGAAAUUUGAGGAAACUUCCACUAUGUUGAAAGAACGGUUGGCUCCUACGGAUUGUAUUUACUACAUAUUGAGUUUGAAGUUGACAUUUGAAGUUUAUGUGCUGGAAUAUGAGAUUAGGUCAUACCAGGAGAUGGUAGGUGUUCCCUUAAAGCAGAUGAGUGAGGAUAAUCAGCAACUCACUUGGUUUAAGAAUAAAUCUGCCCUCUAUCAACGGCAAAAGAAGGCGAAUGAGGAACUUAAUAACGUUCUCUCUGAGAAGCUCAGGAUUAAAAUGGAUAAAAUCGGAUCGAUCAUUGCAGAUAUCUCUUCGGCAGAAAAUUCCUUCUCUUGGCCUUUAUAG